This is a messenger RNA of Stegodyphus dumicola, 507 nucleotides long. RefSeq lists its product as uncharacterized. The record is from RefSeq and is a predicted model, not a curated record. NCBI's taxonomy places the organism in Eukaryota, Metazoa, Arthropoda, Arachnida, Araneae, Eresidae.
AUGCUAACGACCAUAAAAGUCUACAAAGGUUGUACCGCCGGAAUCGUCGUAGAGCAGUGUGUCUCAUCACAGAUGGUGAAUCCCCCCAGAUGUGAGCUUGACAGUCAAUCCAUUGAAGACUUCUCUGCACCUCCUUACUGCCCGCCUACAGUUGACCCCGACCUCUUCGUACCACUGGACACUGACCGCCCUGAAGUCGACAUGGCACCUUUCUCCUCCACCAAGAUCUCUGCCCGCCUUCAUGCCUGUAAGAGCACCGCACCAGGGCCGAACCGGCUCACGUACAAGCACUGGAGAUCACUCGACCCGGAAUGCAGCAUCCUCACACCUAUCUUUAACACGUGCCUCAAAGCUGGGAGGGUUCCGGACUCAUGGAUACGCUCCACGUCUAUCCUGCUUUACAAGAAAGGUGAGCCAACUGAUCUAAACAACUGGAGGCCUAACUCUCUCGGCACCACAAUCGCCAAACUCUUUGCGGGAUGUGUGGUAAAACGCUUGACCAACUAG